GCUUGCUGAGGCGUCCGCGGCGAAUGUCAAACUAGCAAGAAGCAGCAUUGCAUAUACAAAAAUUCAAAAACAUUUUCUGGCGAAAUUCGAAAUGUCCGAGGAAGUGACCAGCGACGCAGUGGCUCCGCCGGCGGAGCCGGUCUCCAAGCUGACCAACGCCCAGAAGGCGCGCAUCGAGCGGAACCUGGCCAAGGCGCAGCGGCUGCGCGAGGCCAAGCUGGUCCUGCACCCCUUCAAGGAGCUGGCCAGCAGCAAGGACGGCAGCCAUCCGGAGGCGGCCCUGGGCCAGGGCAGCGCCGUGAUCAAGGUGCAGGGCACCAAGUACAUCGACUCCGGCGGCGGCUUCCUGCUGGAGCAGCCCGUGCUGCCCGCGGCCCCGGGGGCAGGGACUGUGCCGAGCACGGGCGGCGAGGAGGCCCCGCCCGUGCUGGACGACGCCAUCGCCAUACCCGUGCAGUACGAGGAGUGCCUGGAGUGCGGCGACAUGUACGCCGACUCCUACCUGCUCAACAACUUCGGGCACUCGGUGUGCGACAAGUGCCGCGACAACGAGGACCGCCACGCGCUGAUCACGCGCACGGAGGCUAAGGCCGAGUACCUGCUGAAGGACUGCGACUUCGACAAGCGGGAGCCCCGGCUGCGCUACAUCAGCCGCAAGAACCCGCACAACGUGCGCUGGGGCGAGAUGAAGCUCUACCUCCACCUGCAGGUCCACCAGCGCGCCCUCGAGGUGUGGGGCAGCGAGGAGGAGCUGGUGCGCCAGCACGAGGCGCGCGAGGACAAGCGCGAGGUGGGCAAGGCGCGCAAGUACAACAAGCAGAUGAAGCAGCUGCGCAUGGAGGUGCGCAGCAGCAUCUACACCAAGAAGACGCACGCCGUCCACGAGCACGAGUUCGGCCCGGACAGCUACGACGAGGCGGCGGACACCUACACGCACACCUGCCUCACCUGCCCCUACAGCGAGACGUACGAGAAGAUGUAGGGCGCUGGGCUCGCGCUAGCUGUGCCCCAAGUGGAGAGAAGGUUGAUUUGGCUGGAGGAGAUGUGGGAGCGAGCGAGCUCCUCCCUACCCUAGUUUUGUAGCAGGGCGCUAUGUUUGAAGGCCCCCAACUGAUUGUUUUUAAGAACCACCCAUGCUGCUAAAGAAAUAGUGAAGCAGAUCCUUUUUUUUCUAACUUACUUUACUUACUUAUGUUAUAAACAAAGAACUGAGUUGCACUCUGGAGUUAUUUGUAAUCUUGGCUGCUGGCUUAUUUUCGAGUGAACGUCGAGUUAGUUUAAAGCAUGCUACUGCCGUGAAAUGAAUGAAGUGUACAAUUAUCCUUAAACAUUUAUAUUUCAUUACUUACUGGAACGUUGUCGAAGGAAUCAAGUAAAUAAAAGCAAAACCAACUAUCA
Messenger RNA from Drosophila biarmipes, 1398 nucleotides. RefSeq names its product DNA repair protein complementing XP-A cells homolog (gene Xpac). Lineage: Eukaryota; Metazoa; Arthropoda; Insecta; Diptera; Drosophilidae. Gene Ontology annotation, biological process: UV-damage excision repair; base-excision repair; nucleotide-excision repair, DNA damage recognition. Gene Ontology annotation, molecular function: damaged DNA binding. Gene Ontology annotation, cellular component: nucleotide-excision repair factor 1 complex. The record is from RefSeq and is a predicted model, not a curated record. The coding region runs from base 92 to 982 and encodes 296 amino acids. The transcript has 2 exons.